CUAAAAUCUGAUUGGCUGAGCCGCGUUCGAAGCCGUUGUAAAAUCCCCGAUAAACGCACACCUAGGACCACCUCACAUCAUUCCAUAUUAAUACGCCACUGAAUAGAGAAAGUUAAUGUUAUUUUCGCCCUCACGUUGCCUAGCAACACUGUUAAUCGGAUUACCUUGCGUCGCGGAAGAAUGCUUUAUUACGGAGGACAGGAGAGCGCAACAUGGAGGUUCCGAGUGACUUCGACAUUGAUGCUCCCCGCUGGGAUCAGUCUACGUUCAUGGGGCGCCUUAAACACUUCUUUAACAUUACAGAUUGUCGUACUGCCCUGCUGCCUAACAAUAAACUUGAUGAAGCAAAAGCCUUAGUGGAAAGUUGCAGAGCAGGCUCAAUUCCUCCAGGAACCACUAAGGAACAGUUGCUCUAUGCCAAAAAGCUUUAUGACUCAGCAUUUCACCCCGACACUGGUGACAGGAUGAACCUAAUCGGCAGAAUGUCUUUCCAAGUACCAGGGGGCAUGGCCAUCACUGGCUUCAUGCUGCAGUUUUACAGAACUGUGCCGGCUGUGGUGUUUUGGCAGUGGGUAAAUCAGUCCUUCAAUGCGCUGGUAAACUACACUAACCGCAAUGCUGCCUCCCCCAUCACUACAAAACAGAUUGGGGUGGCUUAUGCAACUGCAACAAGCACUGCAUUGGCAACAGCUGUGGGUCUGAACCUCUAUACAAAGAAAGCUCCACCCCUGGUGGCUCGCUGGGUGCCUUUUGCAGCAGUAGCUGCAGCUAACUGUGUAAAUAUUCCCAUGAUGAGACAACAGGAGAUUCUGAAUGGCAUUGCAGUUACGGAUGAAAAUGGAAAUAAACUUGGCCACUCAAAAAAAGCAGCAGCAAAGGGCAUCACGCAGGUUGUCAUUUCACGAAUCACCAUGGCUGCACCAGGCAUGAUUAUCCUUCCUAUUAUAAUGCAGAGACUAGAGAAAUACAGAUUUAUGCAGAAAAUUACAUAUCUACAUGCACCGUUACAAGUAAUGAUGGUUGGAGUAUUCCUGAUCUUCAUGGUGCCGGCAGCCUGUUCACUGUUCCCACAGCAAUGCUCUUUGGCUGUGUCUAAGCUGGAGCCAGAGCUCAGGGAAUCCAUCAUCUCACAGUACGGUGACCACGUGAGAUAUGUCUACUUCAACAAGGGCUUGUGAUGUUAAUACCCUAAUUCUCUCAGGUUACAGGAACAUUGUCUUUCUAGCCAGGACCUGAAAGUGGCUUAUACAGAUAUUUAGGACAUCUUGAUCUUUUUUCUUUUAUUUCUAUUGCAACAAUAGAGGCCUUGUAUUACAAUGUAUUACAAAGUAUCGGGAUCUUGUUUUUGUUCUCUUUUAACCCCACAGAUAGGCCAGCUAAUCAGAAGAAUUCUAAUUAUCUGGCUCCGGUGAGAUGUUAUCUGGUAUUUAAUUAAAACUAGAUAGUGGGUUUAAAUAAUACUGAUUUCAUGUGGAUUGGGUUUCCCCUCAAGGUCCAAUAGUAAGUACUGACAUUUUGAGAUUGGAUUUUAAGUGUCCAAAUAUCCAUGCGCCUAUUACAUUGCACUACCACCUCACCAGUACAAGCAGACAUGCACCUGUUAGAUUAAUCUUCAAAAUGUGUAAUUAUUGAGUGACAAUUUAAACAAUUUAAAUCUGAUCAAAUGAGUUAAAAAUAAUUUAGUCAUCCUUGACUAGUAUUAAGUGGAUUGUUCCUUAGCUUACCAAUCUCUCAGGAAUCUUUUAUUUGAAGAUUAAGCUUUAAUGCUCAUCCUGGUGCAAAAACGGUUGAUUACAAGGUACUUCCAGGCCAUUCAGUUGGUAUAAGUGUUACAGUAAAUGUUUACGGUUAAAUAUAUGAAUAAGCAUAUAGCCAUAAUAACCAAAUAGCAUGCCAGAGCCAUGAAUGGUUACUUAUCUUAUUAAAAAAAAAGUUUGUGAAAAAUGUAUGCUCACUUUGUAAUGUACAAUACAUUGUUGUAAAUUAUAAAUGAGCAAAUAAAUGCAGUUUUACACAAAAGUAUAG
Trichomycterus rosablanca is the source of this 2025-nucleotide messenger RNA. RefSeq names its product sideroflexin 2 (gene sfxn2). Lineage: Eukaryota; Metazoa; Chordata; Actinopteri; Siluriformes; Trichomycteridae. Gene Ontology annotation, cellular component: mitochondrial inner membrane. The record is from RefSeq and is a predicted model, not a curated record. The transcript is spliced from 12 exons. Gene Ontology annotation, biological process: monoatomic ion transport; serine import into mitochondrion. Bases 213 to 1178 code for a protein of 321 amino acids. Gene Ontology annotation, molecular function: monoatomic ion transmembrane transporter activity.